Molecule: messenger RNA, 2259 nt
Organism: Rodentolepis nana
Lineage: Eukaryota; Metazoa; Platyhelminthes; Cestoda; Cyclophyllidea; Hymenolepididae
Source: the annotation of a GenBank genome assembly
AUGGGAGUGAGGGGACUCUUCUCAUACAUUCGAAAAGAACAGGGCAAUUUUCGCCCCAUCCAGUUGAGAAAUUCAUUUAUAAUUCUGGAUGGCUAUAACAUAAUAUGCAAGUUAUAUUUGCAUUCGUCUCUCUACACCCAGUAUAACGGCGAAUAUUUUGCGUUCGACAUUAUUGUAGAAGAAUUUUUACUAAAUCUAAAGAAGUGUAAUCUUGAACCUAUAUUUAUCUUUGAUGGCCUGCAUGAGUUUUCCAAAUUGAAUACUAUCUUAAAACGAAGCACGGAUCGAAUUAUCACUUUGUCCCAUCUUCAAGAAAAUUCAACACGUGGACCAAUUCGAGAUGGGACUUCAGCCGAUUUCCGAGUGUCUAUUGAACCAACCCUCGUUAGUAUGACAUUUUUCCGAACUCUACAACGACUUGGCGCCCGCUACGUUGUUGCCGAUUUUGAGGCAGAUCAGUUAGCCGCUGCUAUGGCAAUGCAUCUUGGUGUUCCCCUUAUAUCUAAUGACUCCGACUAUUUUAUCCUUGGUCCUUAUUGGGCAAACAAGGGCUGUGAAUUGAUUUACGUCCCUACAGAAUCUUGUGAUUUUUUUACUACCCAUGAGUCUAAUGAGGGUUUCUACAUUUCUGCUGAGCAGUAUACAGCAACUGAGAGCAUUACCUUCCGUAACCUUUCUCCAAUUCAAAUUCCACUAUUCGCUGUUCUCAAUGGGAAUGAUUAUGUGCCUCCAUAUUACUUUCAUGCUUUUCUUCCUGGAGGAACGCAGCAGCAGCCUUAUGCAACAUCGAAUAAUGCUGCAAGAACUGCCUCACGAUUUCGACGUCUAAUUGAAUGGCUCUCAGGAUUUGGGAAUGAUAUCGUUGGUCCUGUGGAUCGGAUCCUCUCCAAAUUUCCAAAAUCUGAAAGAUCUAAAGCCUUUAAUUUUAUAUGUGCUGGUCUUGCCUCUUAUCAUGUUCCCUUUGAGGAUCUUCCAACUUAUAUGUCUUUCAUUUUUGGCGAUGAUGUUCCUCCUUCAAAGGUGGCUCAAUCCCCUCCUAUCCUAUCCAACCUUUCAGAUAAAUCCUACGGAUUAAAAGCUCUACAUGUUUUAGCUGUGGGGGAACCGAGUCCACGGUACCUUUCUGUUUGGCCUCCACGUCUGUUAAGGGCUUUCCGCAAUGGGCAUAUCCCAACUUCGGCGUGUGAUGCCCUUUUUGCCUUUGGAAUGGUCCUUAAAGGUGUCGUGGAGGAUUAUCAGUCUAGGGAGCCCUUUAAUUUGUGCAGUCUUCCUCUUCGACGAAUCUUGGUGGGUCUGCUUGUUGAUACCUAUCCUUCGAACACCUUCCGUCUUCCGGGGAUCUUCAAGAACAAUGGAAAUCUUUCCUAUAAAGAGUACCGUCGGGAGGGAUGCACUGUCAUGAUCCACAAAAUUGUGAACUUUGAUCAGAUUUCCCUCAAAGGUUUCCCCAAUGGAUUUGCAUUCCUCCAACAUCAUUUACAUCUUCCUGAUCGGCCUCCCAUUAUUCCAAAGUGGUUGCACUCUGUGGCUUGUGUUCUCUUUUUGUGGGCUAGAUUUGAUGCCCGUCCUGAAACAGAGAAUCUGUCUACUUCUUCAGUUGGCUUGGCUGUAAGUCUCUGUGCAAUUGCUGUUCAAAUGAGGCUUCUGGAGAAGGGUUCCAUUAUCGAUGUUAGAGGCCGUAGUGACAUUAAUGGGAAGUUAAUGUCCAUAAGAGGCAGAAAUAUUUCUGGAGCAAGAAUGGAGCCCUUAAGAUUCGCCUAUCUGCAUAUUAUUGCACAAAUCGAAUCAGUGUAUAGCUAUUUAACUGCUUUAAUUGAUGUCAUUGAUGCGUUGAUGCCAGAAGAAGUUGGGUGUGGAAUGGAAUUUCUUCCACCACAGAUAAUGUUCCCAUCGGGAUGUCUGGCACAUCAUAUUGCCUGCAGACUGUCAUAUGCUCAACCGAAGGAUAGAAUGAGAGAGGCUAUGGAGACUUGGUUGCCAGAGCUUCUUGGUCGUGUUGAAGCUCAAUUUUUAGAACAGAUUAAAUCGAUGUUUUCAGGAUUGAUAAGGUUCGUAGAUAGUUGGACGGCUUCUGUACCGCCAGCGGAAUUCCGGAAGCGUAGAAGAGACCACCCCCCACCUAGUACUUCAAAUCACCGACCAGAUCAACCGAGACGGGCAGAUAAUCGUCUUCGUGGAGAUGCUUGGCAACCUCGGAAGGAAGCAGAACUGGAAGCCGCUGUGGAAAAGCGUAUGCGGGAAAACGGUCUUAUUGAUUAG